Papaver somniferum (opium poppy) is the source of this 1111-nucleotide messenger RNA. RefSeq lists its product as uncharacterized. The record is from RefSeq and is a predicted model, not a curated record. The transcript has 8 exons. The coding region runs from base 42 to 791 and encodes 249 amino acids. Gene Ontology annotation, cellular component: chloroplast. NCBI's taxonomy places the organism in Eukaryota, Viridiplantae, Streptophyta, Magnoliopsida, Ranunculales, Papaveraceae.
CCCACCACCAUGGAUGUUGUCUUCUCUACACUCAAGCUCUCAUGGCCUUCCUUAUUUUCUCCCAACUAUCUCCACAUCCAACAAAACCUCUUCUUCAAAACUCCAUCAAUUCAGAAACCCUUUCUAAACCCACCACCACCACCAACUCAACUAAGAGAGAUUUCCUUAUCAAAACUAGUACAAUUUCCAUUUCUUCACUAGCUAUUGCACUUCAGUUCUCUCUUACUUCUUCUAUUGCUUCUGCUCAAAAUGCACCUCCCAAACCACUCCUUUCUGAAAUUGUCAGCACCAAAACAUGGUUUCAAUACUAUGGAAGUGGGUUCUCAAUUCGAAUCCCUCCUACGUUUGUUGAUAAGGCUGAGCCUGAGGAUUAUAAUGCUGGAAUGUCAUUAUAUGGAGACAAGGCCAAAACCAAAACUUAUGCAGCUCGUUUUGAAUCUUCUGAUGGCUAUGAAGUUGUAAGUGUUCUCACUCGUGCAACUAAUUCGCUCAAGAUCACUUUCCUAGAGGCCAAAGAUAUCUCAGACUUGGGUUCAUUAAAAACUGUCGCAAGAAUCUUUGUGCCAGGUGGGGCAACUUUGUAUUCUGCGCGUAUAAUCAAAAUCAAAGAGGAAGAAGGUAUCAGGAAUUACUACUUCUAUGAGUACGGACUAGAGUAUCAGCAUUUUGCAGUAGUGGUUGCUGUUAGCGGUGGCAAGGCCUACAUAGCUGGAGCAAGUGCCCCAGAAUCUAGAUGGGAGGAGGAUGGUGUGAAGCUUCGUUCUGCUGCAAUAUCACUAUCGCUUUUAUAACCACCCGAUUAAACGUUCUUUUUUAAGCACUUGGCAGUUAAUUGUUCUAGUGGCGGGAAAUCAAACCAGAUAGAACAGCUGUUGGUCCUGGAAAUGCAGAGAAUUUUUGGUCAGUUCUUCUCAGUCUAGUAUGGCGGCUAAUCGCUAAUGACAUGCUUUGCCUGGGAAAAAAGUUUUUCGACCUUCAAAUCAAGGCUGUGUAUAGGUAAGUUUUUUGGGAUCAUGAAACUCAACAGAUGACUUUGUAGGGAACUUGUUCAAACCUCCUAUCAAGUCCAUAUAUUCACUGCUUCGUAUUUGGAGUGUUCCAAUUUUUCUUA